UUAACCCUCACACCGGAGACUAAGGCCUGUAGCGGAUUACACACAGAAACGCACAUACAUGACAACAGUUUAUUUUUCAAUGCACACUCGACUCCGCAGCCGAAGCCCAGGCGUUCUCCCGAUAGACCCGUCACAGUCCGGGACGCGGCGCGCGAGCACGAGGACGCGGCGCGCGGAGGCGGGUUGGCGCACGGGAGGACGUACGGGGAGCGCGCGCGCCGCCGCCUGACCGGGCCGGAGCUGCUGGCGGUGGGGUUCGAGGACGGCGAUGGUCCUGGGUGGAAGGAUUGAGGUGGUGUCUCCCGCUGUUUCUGCCGCCGCUGUCGAGACCUGGGUCCGCUUCUCGUCAUGAGAGGAGACAGAACCCUGAAGCAAAGAAGUUUGGAUCAGACAGAAAGUACUCAAGGGCCAUGCAAGCCAAUUGUAGCCAAUUGCACAGUCCUCCAGGAAUUGUGGGCAGUGAGGGUACCUCAGCCUCCCUAUGUGCCCAUGCAAGAUUGACAGAAGGUUCUGGUCUUCAUUCUGGAGAUGUACAUAUCCAAAUAAACUCCAUACCUAAAGAAUGUGCUGAAAAUACAAGCUCCAGAAAUACAAGGUCAGGGGUCCAUAACUGUACCCAUGGAUGUAUACACAGUCGCUUGCGGAAUCAUUCACACAGUGAAGCAAGGCAGCCAGAUGAUACUGCCACUGAGUCUGGAGAACAUGGUAGCAGCUCUUUUUCAGAAUUCCGCUAUCUCUUCAAGUGGUUGCAAAAAAGUCUUCCAUAUAUUUUGAUUCUGGGUGUCAAACUUGUUAUGCAACAUAUAACAGGAAUUUCUCUUGGAAUUGGGCUGCUAACAACUUUUAUGUAUGCAAACAAAAGCAUUGUAAAUCAGGUUUUUCUAAGAGAAAGGUGCUCAAAAAUUCAGUGCGUUUGGUUACUGGUAUUCUUAGCAGGAUCUUCUGUUCUUUUAUAUUACACCUUUUACUCUCACUCACUCUAUUACAGCUUAGUUUUUUUAAAUCCUACUUUGGACCAUUCAAGUUUCUGGGCACUACUUUGGAUAGUUGGAAUUACAGACUUCAUUCUGAAAUUCUUCUUCAUGGGCUUAAAAUGCUUUAUUUUAUUGGUGCCUUCUUUCCUCAUGCCUUUCAAAUCCAAGGGUUACUGGUAUAUGCUUUUAGAAGAAUUAUGUCAGUAUUACCGAACUUUUGUUCCCAUACCAGUUUGGUUUCGUUAUCUUAUAAGCUAUGGGAAGGUUGGAAAUGCAACUGGAUGGAGUCUUGGGAUAUUGCUGGCUUUACUCUACCUCAUACUAAAACUUUUGAAUUUUUUUGGACAUCUGAGAACUUUCAGACAGGUUUUACGAAUAUUUUUUACACGACCACAUAUAUUUUGUGAAGAGUGCAUUAUCUUAUGGUUUAACAGAGAAAAAACAUGUCCACUGUGCAGAAUUGUGAUUUCAGACCAUAUAAACAAAUGGAAAGAUGGAGCCACUUCAUCACACCUUCAAAUAUAUUAAGUCCUAUAAACUAUUAAGGCCAUGAAAAACUAACUUCAUUUGGUUACAGUGCCUGCUGAUAAAGGCAUUAGAAUGGACUUUCAGGUCUAGAAAUGAAGAAAAUGUUUCCAAGUGUUUUAGAUUAUUACAAGAUUUAAGUGUGUAGUCCAGUUUAUCAAAAGAUUACAUGAAUGAAAGAACCCUGUGUUUUAAAAAUUACAUAAAUGAUGUUCAAUGUAAUAUGUAUGCUACAACAUUUAUUCUAUCCUAAUUAUAUGACAGGUGAUUGCAGUGUUAAAUUGUAAAUGUGUUUUUCUUGUUACCAAAACAGCAACUGGAUAGCUGGAACUAGUGGUUUUAAAGGAACUCAGGUAUUCUUUCCUAUAUUGUUUUCAGAAUAAAGAAUAUUUUUCAUAAUACUUUUAAGAUACACAUUAUCUCAAAGUAAAAAUUUUUAGCAUUGACUUUUAUAAGUCUCAUUCUCAAAAAUUCUUGAAAUUUUCAUAAAAUUUGUAUUUUUAAAUGAAAGUUCUAAAUGCUAUAUUUUACCUGUGAACAAUCAGAUUUUCUAAGUGAAGAUUAAUUUACUGAGGGUAUAUUUUAUUAUUGUAUUCUCUGUAGUAUGACCAACAAUCAGUGAGAAUAAAUGAUUUAAAUUCAAUUUGUUUGUGGACCUCAUACAUGCAUUCUGCCUUUGGCUUUAAUGUUUAUGAUCUUCUUUUUAUAUAGUGCCAUAGACUAUUUUGAACCAACAGAGUAAUUAACAUGAAUCACAAACAGCUGGCUUCACUGAAUAUUUGAGUAAUGUUUGAACAAACAAGAUGACUCACUAGGCUCUUAGAUGAGAAUUCCCAUUAUAACUAGUCUCUAGAAAAGUUUUGGAAUACUGUGCUUGAUUCAUCAUUACUUGGAGAUUAAAGCUUGCACUCAGAAGCAUCCAUAAACUUUGGAUAGUGUGGUUUGUUUGCUUUUGGGGAUUUGUCCGAGGUAGUGGAAA
Molecule: messenger RNA, 2478 nt
Organism: Choloepus didactylus (southern two-toed sloth)
Lineage: Eukaryota; Metazoa; Chordata; Mammalia; Pilosa; Megalonychidae
Gene: RNFT1
Product: ring finger protein, transmembrane 1
Exons: 8
Coding region: 411-1502 (363 amino acids)
Biological process (GO): positive regulation of ERAD pathway
Cellular component (GO): endoplasmic reticulum
Molecular function (GO): ubiquitin protein ligase activity
Source: RefSeq, a predicted model, not a curated record